Molecule: messenger RNA, 1761 nt
Organism: Drosophila busckii
Lineage: Eukaryota; Metazoa; Arthropoda; Insecta; Diptera; Drosophilidae
Product: facilitated trehalose transporter Tret1
Exons: 4
Coding region: 158-1618 (486 amino acids)
Biological process (GO): transmembrane transport; carbohydrate transport
Cellular component (GO): membrane
Molecular function (GO): sugar transmembrane transporter activity
Source: RefSeq, a predicted model, not a curated record
ACGGUCGCAGCAGCUUUAGAGUUCAAAAUAAAUAAUUUUCUCUACUCUUUUUUCGCAUAUUAAGCAUACGCAGUGUAUACAACUAUUAUUUUCUGCUAUUGUUAAUUGUUAAUUUCGGCAAAAUGGCUGCUACACGUGAGCUAGCCAAGUGCCAACAAUGAGACGAGUGUCUGACCAGCAAGAGCAACAAUCUUACACAGAAGUAAGUUCGUUUCAGAUUAGCGAAGGCCUGUCGCGGAAUAUGGAGCCAGUGAAAACUAGUCGCAUUUUUUUGGCCGCAGUUGCUGCCAACUUGUCAGCCUUUGUUGUGGGCACCUGUCUGGGUUGGACGUCACCCAUUGGACCCAAGCUCAAAAGCAAUGACAUCUCCGACUCACCACUGGACAGACCCAUAACAAACGAUGAAGAUGCUUGGAUUUCCUCAUUGAUAGCCAUUGGCGCACUGAUAGCCCCAUUUGUAGCUGGUCCUUUGGCCGACCGCAUUGGACGGAAGUGGGUGUUGCUCUCCAGCAGCGUAUUCUUUGUGCUCGCCUUUCUGCUCAACAUGGUGGCCAGCGAGGUCUGGAUACUGUACCUUUCACGCUUGAUACAAGGAUUUGGCGUGGGCUUUGUCAUGACCGUGCAGCCCAUGUAUGUGGGUGAGAUUGCCACGGAUAAUGUGCGUGGCGCCACAGGAUCACUUAUGCAGCUGUUCAUUGUUUCUGGCAUUUUAUAUGUCUACGCCAUAGGACCGUUUGUCUCCUAUCAAGCACUGCAGUGGUGCUGCAUCGUACUGCCCAUUAUCUCCGAUAUUGUGUUCUUCUUUAUGCCCGAGAGUCCUUACUAUUUUGCCGGUAAGGGUCGCAAAACAGACGCUGUGCGCGCGCUUCAGUUUUUGCGUGGCCAGAGCGCUGAGGGUGUACACGAUGAGAUGGCGAUUAUACAGGCUAACGUGGAGGAGGCUAUGGCCAGCAAAGGCACUAUGAUGGAUCUAAUCAAAAAUCCCGCCAAUCGCAAGGCUUUAUUAAUUUGCGCCGGCCUCAUCAGCUUCCAGCAGCUCUCCGGGAUCAAUGUGGUGCUGUUCAAUAGCCAAUCGAUCUUUGCAAGUGCCGGCACAGGUUUGAAUCCGGCCAUUGCCACCAUCAUUAUUGGGUGCGUUCAAGUCUCAUCCUCUGGUCUAACGCCCAUCGUUGUGGACCGAUUGGGCCGCAAGGUGUUGCUGCUCAUGUCAGCCAGCGUAAUGGCCAUUGGCUUAGCUGCUCUUGGCUUUUUCUUUUACAUGAAACUGGUGGCCGGUGACAUAAGCAGCGUAAUGUGGCUGCCAGUGCCUGCAUUGAUUCUCUAUAACAUUGUUUAUUGUACGGGCUUCGGUCCUUUACCCUGGGCUGUGCUGGGCGAGAUGUUUCCAGCGAACAUAAAGUCGGUCGCCUCCUCUGUUGUGGCCAGCACCUGCUGGAUCCUUGGCUUUCUGGUUACACGCUAUUAUCCUGCGCUCGAUGCGCUCGGCUCCUACUAUGCCUUCUGGCUCUUUGCUAUCUUCUGCGUGGUGGCGUUCUUCUUUGUGUUGUUCGUCGUUAUGGAGACCAAAGGACUAAGCCUGCAACAGAUUCAGGAUCGUCUUAAUGGCAAGCGCAACUGAUGGCCCCCCUAGUGAUAACGCUGGCCAAAUCCUAUUAACUAUUUAAGUCCUAUAUGCAAGUAUUUUAUUGCCUAAUUUUAAGAACAUUCCACACUUGUUAUUCAUUAUUAUGUUAUCAUAAUAAAAACCAACAAAGAAUUUAU